UUAAGAAUGUGACUCAUUUUUUACAUGAUAUCUCGUUCUUUUGUGAGACGUUCUUUGACUUGGGCGAUUAUUUUUUGCCAUGACCACAUGUCCAAUGUGGGUAGGGUAAAGAUACCCUGGAAAAGAAUUUUCCGUGAAAUUGCGCCUCCUGCCCCCCCCCCCCGUAUGCGCGGGGCCGUUGUACCGCGGCGUUUCGUGCCCCGCAACACCGUGAAAGCGGAGGAUGGCCCGUGACCGUCGGACCGUGACUGCUUUCCAGUUUCCAGCCCUCCUACAAGAGCCUCCUGACACAGUAUUUCCAAGGAGUCAGAAACGAGAGGACCGAGGUGAAAACAUACUGUCGGAUAUGACGCUGCUCAGGGGAGCUCUGCUCUUGCUGCUCGUCCAGACGGCCUUUUCAAUAGCAAACAAAGGAAAUGAUACAGUUUCAGUUUUUCCGGUAGAUGAGAGGAAUGAGAAAUGUUCCGGUCGGCUCAACAAAGUCUUAAGCUCGAUAUCGACCAAACGGACCGGAGGCCAGUCACUAGACUUGACCGGCUAUGCACUCCACCAACCACUUAGGUCUGCACCCUACGACAUGUACCUGACAGACAUGAGAAUCAGAGCGCCUGGGAAAUGGGCCAAAAUUGAAAAGUGCCGGUAUGAUCCUGGCCAGGGGACGCUGCAGACAAGGCUGGUUUUCAGGGAGCUGGCUGUGACUGGUAAGGUCAAACUUUACAAUGAAAAGCUUGAUGCACCACCUGCUGAAAAGUGCAACAUGACGCUCAGGAUGAGACGGGCAGGUCUGGGUUUCACAGUACAACCAAGUAGAGGCAGGGGUUUGGGUGUAGACACAGCCGCGACCUUCGUAGAGCCUCAGUUCAUCAGCGUACACUCCUAUGGCUGCAGAGGCAUCGAAGAUGAAGAUGCGUCAAGGAGAUCCAAUGGACCUGAAGCAAGAGAAGGCGAUCUAGAUAUGACUGUCGAGAUGGAAGAGGUUUUCAUAAGAGGAGUCAGAUCACUAUUGACCCGCUACCUCGAACACCAACUUCAACCAGCUCUGAGGGACACACUCAUGCUCAACCUAGAUCAAAAGAUUGAUAUGUCAACGAGUACGACACCACCGAACACGACAGAAGUUGUAAAGAGCACAAGAAAAAAAGGUAUAGUUCAGCCUGGACAUAAAUACCGGCUCAGAAGAUCAUAGAUACAAUCUAAAUUUAGGCUUCCAAAAAGAUUCAAAGCCUGCCAUCAAUCUCAUUCGACAAAUAGACCAAUUCUAGUUGUUGAAUUUAUAAAAUUUCUUUUUUUAAAUUGCAUAAAGUGAGAUGCACUAGGCCAUAUAAAAAUGUUUUAAGGCAGAGUAAUGGAUCAAAUUGGGCAUACUGACAGAGAUUCAACUAAAUUCAAUAGUACUUAGAAUUUUUGACAAGGAAAGAAAAUUGUACCUGAAUUGGUCUGUGUUUAAAAAUUGUCACAAAGAGAAAACAUUGACCAGGAUUUUUCCCCCUCCUUCAACUAUCAUUUGGACUUCUGGGCCGGAAAAUUUCACAUUGUGCUUCGACUUUGGCUUUCCCGACGCUUUGUACAGAAAUAUGUCCACUUGCAACGCCUCUUGCUUCUGCAUUUGUAUGGUUUCUCGUAGUUUUCUGUAUUUUUCGAAGACACACUCUAUCUUGGGGAGCUUGAGUAGCGUUUGUUUUCACUAUUUUGUUCUUGGCUUUCCAAAAUCGACUGUUGUACCCUUUCUUUGUAUUAUUUUGUGAUAUAAAUAAUUUGGUUUUUUUACAAUAGAAAGGAUUAGCAGUUUUUUUUCUUUGUGUGUGUGAAUGUCUGGAGCAAUUUUCGCCAAUAAGCUUGCAUACUUAUAAAUUUUGUUUUAUAGGUAUAUAACUUUUUUUAGAAAAUUUGAUUCUCUCAGGACA
Cimex lectularius (bed bug) is the source of this 1904-nucleotide messenger RNA. RefSeq lists its product as uncharacterized. The transcript is spliced from 6 exons. Lineage: Eukaryota; Metazoa; Arthropoda; Insecta; Hemiptera; Cimicidae. Bases 224 to 1186 code for a protein of 320 amino acids. The record is from RefSeq and is a predicted model, not a curated record.